Messenger RNA from Procambarus clarkii (red swamp crayfish), 2521 nucleotides. RefSeq names its product Y+L amino acid transporter 2. NCBI's taxonomy places the organism in Eukaryota, Metazoa, Arthropoda, Malacostraca, Decapoda, Cambaridae. Gene Ontology annotation, molecular function: L-amino acid transmembrane transporter activity. Gene Ontology annotation, cellular component: membrane. The record is from RefSeq and is a predicted model, not a curated record. Gene Ontology annotation, biological process: amino acid transmembrane transport.
AUGAGCGGUGACUAUCCCAAAAAGGCAGUAGCCAAAGAGCAAGGUUUUAAACACUUGUCUUUAAACCCACUACCGCUAAAUGAGUCUUCUUUGAGGAAUUUUGAAGCGAAGAAGUCAGCACCAUCUGGCGAGGGCGAUGACAGGACUGCCCCUGGGAAGUGUCCGGACACUGGCGUGCAGCUGCAGACGGUGCUCGGGUCGGCAGGAUCUGGUGAGCCCGACGGCAUGACUGCCCCUGGGAAGUGUCCGGAAACCGGCGCGCAGCUGCAGAAGAGACUUGGGUCAGCAGGAUCUGGUGAGCCUGACGGUGUGACUGCCCCUGGGAAGUUCCCGGAGACUUGCGUGCAGCUGAAGAGGGCACUCGGACUGGGAAACGGUGUGGGCUUCAUCGUGGGCUAUGUGAUCGGGUCCGGCAUUUUCGUGUCGCCCAAGACCGUGGUAGAGUACACGGGCAGCGUGGGCAUGGCGCUGGUAGUGUGGGUGGUUUCAGGACUCGUCACUGUGGUGGAUGGCCUCUGCUUCGCCGAGCUCGGCACGACAAUUCCCCGGAGUGGAGAUUCUUACUCUUACAUAUUGGAGGCGUUCGGUCCCAUACCCGCCUUCAUCGAACUCUGGACCAGCAUCCUCAUAUCCAGUCCGAGCGCAAAAGCCAUCUCCUCUCUCACCUUCGCCAGCUACCUCCUCCAGGCGUUACUCCCGGACUGCUCCUCGCCUCCCUACUAUGCUGUGAAGCUCCUGGCCGCGGCCAUGAUCUGUAUAAUUGCGUAUGUUAACUGCUUCGGCAUCAAACUUGGAACCAGAGUACAGGACACCUUGGCAAUGACAAAGGUGUUGGCGCUAAUCAUCAUCAUCGUGGGUGGAGUCCACCACCUGGCCAGGGGUCACGUGGAGCACUACCUCGACCCCAUGAAGGGCACAGUGUGGGACGUCUCCUCCUUCGCCACCGCCUUCUACUCCACCCUCUACGCCUACAGCGGAAUAGGAAGUUUGAAUGCGAUAAUCGGGGAACUGAAGGAUCCAUAUAAGAACCUGCCAAGAGCGAUCGCUAUCUCAUUAUCAAUAGUGACUACCGUUUAUAUAUUGACCAAUGUUGCUUACUACGCUGUGUUGACCCCUGCUGAGAUCCUCUCCUCCAAUGCUGUGGCUGUGACCUUUGGAAGCAAGUUGGUUGGAUGGCUGGGCUGGCUAAUGGCCUUCUUCGUCGCCUGCUCUGUGGUUGGGACCACUAAUGCCGGGAUGCUAAGCAUCUCCCGCAGGUUCUUCAUUGCUUCUCAAGAAGGCCAUCUGCCGGAGUUCCUCGGUCUUAUCAGUGUCAACCAUUCCACCCCCAUCAUUGCGGUUGUGUCCUCAGUUGUCAUUCCAAUACUGAUGCUCACGGUAGACAACGUGGGCUCUCUCGUCAACUACUUCAGCAUCAUCGGCAUCAUCGGUAAACUCACCGCCGUCCUGGGGCUCCUGUGGCUCAGGUACAAGGAGCCGGACAGACCCAGACCGAUCAAGGUGUGGCUGGGGAUACCAAUCAUGUCGGUGGUGGUGAAUAUCUUCCUCUUGACGUUCCCGUUGAUCAGAAGACCUGUGGAGAUCGCCGUGGCUCUGGCGGUCAUGACGUCCGGUCUGGUGGUAUACUUCUUCACCAUUCACCGAGACACGAAGUCGGGAUUCCUCGCCAAAAUCAAAGGUAAAAUGACAUUUAUGUGUCAAGUGAUAUUCUUGUGCUCGCCAGAAGACAAAUCCGAGUGAAACCCAGGAACUGCUGUAAUGUUAACCCUCAUGUCUGAAUCGAAAAUAAUUCAAAUUGAUGGCUACAGAUUACAGAAUACAAGGCCUGUAUACCUGUACCUGUGUACACUGAGUAGCACCUUCCCUUCUCUUAAUAAAGUUCAUUCACUUAAAGAAUAACAACUUAUAAAGUUCUAGAUGGGAUACCCGGUGGUGCCCGGGUCUCUCUUUCUCUCCUUCUCAGAACGUUAUCUUGAGAUGAUUUCGGGGCUUAGUGUACCCACGGCCCGGUCCUCGACCAGGUCACCCUUUUGCUAUACAUCUUCUCAGGAAACAGCUCGUAGCAGUUGUCUAACUCCCAGGUACCUAUUUACUGCUAGGUGAACAGGUGGAUCACGAUGAAAGAAACUCUGCCCAUUUGUUUCCCCCUCCGCCGGGGAUCGAACCCGGAACCUUAGGACUACGAGUCCUUAGCGCUGUCCACUUAGCCGUCAGGCCCCCUUCCACUCACCCGUCAGGCCCCCCUUUUGCAACUGUAGAAGACUCUUCUUAAAGGCAAUUGAAGGGACCAAUCUCCAACCCGUCUAUGACAGUCCCGAACCACCCAUGUGUCAUCCUGAAAAGUUGAGAGAGGCCACCCCCAUGUGUCUGGCUUCCAACCUUGGACAGACAUACCAAUAUUCAAUUUUCUAGAUAGAGAUUUAUUGUUAGAUAGCUUUGCAAGAUAUAGUAUAUUUGCUUACUAUGUUGUAUUAUACCAUAAUGAUUAUCAAUAAUGUUAACCAAUAAAGUAUAAUCAACU